AUGAGCAGAUUGCUCGAGGAAUCCAAUCCACAGUACUAUGCCGAUGAAAACCACUUUCAAUUAGUUCCUGCUUGGGAAUAUCAUCCAAGAAACGAAACCUAUAAUGAAAGCACAGAAGGAGACCUGCAGACCGUUGUCCCUCUGAAAGCUGGAGUUGUCAUGGGCUCCCUCCUCACCUUCUCUACUAGCAACCCGAAUUUUGAUAGCGCUGCACCACAGGACUUCCUUGAGAACGACAGAUCUAUCGACUUGAUCCAGUUCCUCUCUAUCGCUCAGCAUACCAAGACCGACUUUUUGCCGAUCACAUGGGCACCCUUUGAGGAACUCGCUGGCAGAGGCGGAUCCGCUCAAAUCAGCCAGUCACAGAUCAACAUUCAGACAAGCUUUGCGUUCAAACGUUUCUCGGAACCUAGAACUGAUGGGGCUGAACUGGUCUUCAAGGCUUUGGCUUCUGAAAUUCGGGUCCUUCAGAAUCCGCACACACGAUCCAGCCCUCACGUAGUCAAUUUGCAAGGCAUUUGCUGGGAAUUCGACGACCCAAGUGGCACCAUAUACCCAGUGCUAGUUUUUCCCAAGGCCGAAUAUGGAGAUCUAUAUACAUACUUGCGUCGCCAAGACGAUGUUAUUCAUGGAGACAUCAAGCCUCAAAAUGUCCUACUGUACAAGUCCUCAGACGGGCCGCCAGUGGUAGCCGUCACAGACUUUGCAUACUCUUGUCUUGGCCGAAGUGAGACUGACAUUGUACGGUUACCUAGAUCGCCACCUUGGCAAGCGCCUGAGUGGCACCAUCGAGGCUUUCCCAUCGCUCAUGCCAAGAAAAUGGACAUAUAUUCGUUCGGCAUGCUUUGUGCGUGGGUGUUGUUUGGGAGGACCAUGUUGGAACUGAAGACUGAACGUGCACAAAUAGAGGACUGCCAAGCUGGAAGUAUUGAGGCUUUACUGAGUGACUUGAAACAGCGCCAGGUGCUAUUUGAGACUCUGUGUGAGAUCAUGAAACAAGAUCUCCCAGAUGAUCCAGAACGUAGCCAAAGACUAGUCCAUUUCUUUGCCAAGACGAUCUGUGAUGAUCAGGAUCAAAGAGUGCCAGAUAUUGGAAGUCUCAUUUCAUAUCUUGAUCCACUCUGUGGUCUUUCAUCCUUCUGUCAAAGCACAAACAAAAAUCUCUUUGAGAAUGAAGAAGAGGAUACCACAGAUUUCAGGAUUCCUUCGUCGCUCUUGCAGCUUGUUUGGGGAGACUUCCGCCUUCGCACAAUGAUCUACAACGGUCUCAAAGCCAGAGACCAUCGCGGUUCUACAACAACCCAGAAACGUGCAGCUUUCCAGUUGGCGAUUUGUUAUCAUAUAGGAUUUGGGACAGCCAGAGAUACGUCGCAAGUAGAGUAUUAUCUCAAGCUGUGCUCAAAGUGUACGGAGGAUCUCCGGGCUGCCGUCGCCCAGGUUGAAGAUCAAAGGGUUUUCCAGCCUGGGAAGUUUCUGGAGCUGUGGACAAGCGGAUUUAUCAGUCCUGUCCAAUAUCCACAGCAUUAUCGAGAUCACGGACAGCAAGUUCUAGCGAAGAAAGAAUACGCAAGGACGAUUGCUGAGUUUGAGAUCGCGUUUGGGGGUCAACAUUUCCUGGUCCAAAAUCUGAAGGAAAUACUUGCCGAUAUUUUAGAAGACGAGGGAAGGGAUGACGAGGCGGUUGAGUUGCUCAACGGAGUUUUGGCAUGCAGGCAGAGAAUUUCCAAAGUGCAUCCCGUCACAUUGGCAGUGGAGACGCGUCUGGCGUCUGUCCUAGAAAGACAAGGGAAGUUCGCAGAGGCCGAAAGGCUAGCAUCAUCGGCUAUGGCCAAGAGCAAGGAAUUACUAGGUCCAAAUCAUCCACAAGUGAUCCUGGGCCUGGCCGGUCUAUCCUCAGUCUUCGAAAAACUACAACGCUGGCGGGAAGUCGAAGAACUCGACCGACAAGUUUUGGAAUUCUAUAUAAGCAUGUUUGGAGAGGAACAUCCAAACACAAUCAAGGCGUGA
This is a messenger RNA of Letharia columbiana, 2007 nucleotides long. RefSeq lists its product as uncharacterized. The record is from RefSeq and is a predicted model, not a curated record. The transcript is spliced from 5 exons. Bases 1 to 2007 code for a protein of 668 amino acids. NCBI's taxonomy places the organism in Eukaryota, Fungi, Ascomycota, Lecanoromycetes, Lecanorales, Parmeliaceae. Gene Ontology annotation, molecular function: ATP binding; protein kinase activity; kinesin binding. Gene Ontology annotation, cellular component: cytoplasm; membrane-bounded organelle; kinesin complex. Gene Ontology annotation, biological process: microtubule-based movement; protein phosphorylation.